Molecule: messenger RNA, 2921 nt
Organism: Benincasa hispida (wax gourd)
Lineage: Eukaryota; Viridiplantae; Streptophyta; Magnoliopsida; Cucurbitales; Cucurbitaceae
Molecular function (GO): protein binding; zinc ion binding
Source: RefSeq, a predicted model, not a curated record
UAAUUAUUUUUUUCUUUUUUUCUCAAAGAAAAAAAAAAGGAAAAAGAAAAAAACCUAGAAAACUUUUGGAACGGAUUCGAGUUCAUCCGGGGUUAGAGCGGUAAGUAUCCUCAAUGACCAACAAUCGUCCGGCAUUCAAACUUUCGAUCUCCUGAAUAUAUCAUUGAAUUCUUGGUAUUGAUUAUUCAAUUUAGCUGGUUAACCCGUUGCCUUCCACACUGCCUCAGUUCUGAAGUACCUUCAUAACCGGUCAUGGCCGAGAAGAAAAUUAUAGCUAUUUGUCAAUCAGGCGGUGAAUUUGAGACUGGUAGAGAUGGUAUGCUUUCUUACCAUGGAGGAGAUGCUCAUGCUAUUGACGUGGAUGAUAAAAUGAAGUUUAAUGAGUUCAAGGUGGAAAUAGCAGAAAUGUUUAAUUGUGAUGUGGACACUGUAUCAAUUAAAUACUUUCUCCCUGGCAACAGGAAGACUCUCAUUACACUCUCCAAUGACAAGGAUCUAAAGCGUAUGUUAAAGUUUCAUGGAGAUUCUACCACUGUUGAUAUUUUCGUAAUCAUGGAAGAAGUUAUGGCUCCCAACAUCUCAAAUUUGCCUGCCAGUAGGUCAAGCAGAACGACCUUGUCAGAAACAGUGGUACCAGUUGAUGGUACCCCGCUAACUGUUGUCCAUGGUGUAGGGGAUGAUAAUAUUGAGUCCGAUAUCCCACUUGAUGGUGCACUCGAUGUUGUGGAUGACACAAACCCUUUAGUUACCCACAUUGAUAUAGCAGGUGACAUCACACCAAUUCUUCCUCUUCUUGGUUCAAGUGAUGAUAAGAAUGGCAAAGGUGUACAGCAGUGGCAGAAUACCAUUACUGGGGUGGGUCAAAGGUUUAGCAGUGUUCAUGAGUUUCGGGAAUCACUUCGUAAAUAUGCCAUUGCACAUCAAUUUGCAUUCAGGUACAAGAAAAAUGAUAGUCAUCGGGUGACUGUUAAAUGCAAGGCUGAAGGUUGCCCUUGGAGAAUUCAUGCAUCGAGAUUGUCAACCACUCAAUUAAUAUGUAUUAAGAAGAUGAAUCCAACUCAUACAUGUGAAGGAGCAGUUACGACUACAGGCCACCAGGCUACAAGGAGUUGGGUGGCAAGUAUUGUUAAGGAGAAGUUAAAAGUUUUCCCAAAUUACAAACCAAAAGAUAUCGUCCAUGACAUCAAACAGGAAUAUGGAAUACAAUUAAACUACUUUCAGGCCUGGCGUGGGAAAGAAAUAGCAAAGGAGCAGCUUCAGGGUUCAUAUAAAGAAGCAUAUAAUCAGUUACCUUUUUUGUGUGAAAAAAUAAUGGAGACAAAUCCUCGUAGUCUUGCCACCUGCGACACUAAAGAAGACUCGAGUUUUCACCGUCUCUUUGUCUCGUUCCGUGCUUCUUUAAGUGGUUUCCAACAGGGUUGCCGUCCUCUUAUUUUCCUUGAUAGCAUUGCUUUAAAGUCAAAAUAUCAAGGAACAUUAUUGGCUGCUACAGCUGCAGAUGGAGAUGAUGGUUUUUUUCCUGUUGCUUUUUCCGUAGUAGAUACAGAAAGUGAUGAUAAUUGGGGCUGGUUUCUUUUACAAUUAAAAUCAGCGUUGUCAACGUCUUGUCCUAUAACGUUUGUGGCAGAUAGACAGAAGGGUUUAACUGUUUCAAUUGCUAGUAUAUUCAAGGGCUCGUUUCAUGGUUAUUGCCUUAGAUACUUGACAGAACAACUUAUUAGAGACUUGAAAGGACAAUUUUCUCAUGAGGUGAAGCGGCUCAUAGUUGAGGACUUCUAUGCUGCUGCUUAUGCACCUAAACCGGAAAAUUUUCAGAGGUGCGUCGAAAGCAUUAAAAGCAUAUCACUGGAGGCUUACAAUUGGAUCCUACAAAGUGAACCUCAGAAUUGGGCAAAUGCAUUCUUUGAGGGUGCUAGGUAUAACCACAUGACAUCAAACUUUGGAGAGAUGUUCUACAGCUGGGUAUCAGAAGCACAUGAAUUGCCCAUCACGCAGAUGGUUGAUGUGAUUAGGGUUAAGAUAAUGGAAUUGAUCUAUACACGGCGGGCAGGUUCUGACCAAUGGCUGACAAGGCUUACCCCAUCCAUGGAGGAAAAGUUGGAAAAGGAAGGCCAUAAGGUUCACAACCUUCAAGUGCUAAUAUCGGCGGGUAGCACAUUUGAAGUUCGAGGUGACUCAAUUGAAGUUGUUGAUAUUGAUCACUGGGAUUGUACGUGUAAAGGAUGGCAACUUACUGGAUUGCCAUGUAGUCAUGCAAUUGCAGUCCUUGGCUGUCUUGGCCGAAGCCCUUAUGAUUUUUGCUCCCGAUAUUUCACAACUGAAAGCUACAGACUCACAUAUUCAGAGUCGGUGCAUCCUGUUCCCCAAGUUGACUUACCUAUACAUAAAGGUUCUCUACAGGCCUCAGUUACUGUAACUCCUCCUCCUACACGUCGUCCACCUGGUCGACCUACAUCAAAGCGAUAUGGAUCCCCAGAGGUGAUGAAACGUCAACUCCAAUGCAGCAGAUGCAAGGGGCUCGGGCACAACAAGUCAACCUGCAAACAAUUACUGCAGAGUGUUUGAUUUUGAUUGUGAAAGACGAAGGGCCAUCCAAGAGCUCCAUUGUAUAAAGGACUAUGCUGAACCAUAUACUUUUACCUCUUCUUAUUUGCUUCCGUUGACUGAUUAGUGGAACCAGUCACCAGAUGUCGUAAAUGGUAGUCUCUUUCUCUCUCUCUCACAGUUGAUUUUUCCCUUUUAGCUGUGUUGCUAACUUAUGCUACAGCAAUAACAAUAAUUUUAGGAAACUAAUGAAAAUAGCAGGUUGUUUAACUGGCCUUACUGAAUGUGAAGUGUAGACAUGAAGCAAAUAUGUUGCAUUUAUUAUUUUUCUUUCUUUCUUUUUGGCUAAUCAAAUAUGUUGCAAUUUGUUGUCAUCA